Messenger RNA from Suncus etruscus (white-toothed pygmy shrew), 4250 nucleotides. It is a transcript of the gene AP3D1, whose product is annotated as adaptor related protein complex 3 subunit delta 1. Gene Ontology annotation, biological process: anterograde synaptic vesicle transport; Golgi to vacuole transport; synaptic vesicle membrane organization. The record is from RefSeq and is a predicted model, not a curated record. The transcript is spliced from 32 exons. Gene Ontology annotation, cellular component: membrane coat; endosome membrane; terminal bouton. NCBI's taxonomy places the organism in Eukaryota, Metazoa, Chordata, Mammalia, Eulipotyphla, Soricidae.
GUGCGGCCCCCCCGGCCCCCGCACGGGCCUCGGCCUUGGGGCCCCCCGGGGCUGCAGCCCGGCCGUCGCCGCGAUGGCCCUCAAGAUGGUCAAGGGCAGCAUCGACCGCAUGUUCGACAAGAACUUGCAGGACCUGGUGCGCGGCAUCCGCAACCACAAGGAGGACGAGGCCAAGUAUAUCUCCCAGUGCAUUGAUGAGAUCAAGCAAGAGCUGAAGCAGGACAACAUCGCCGUGAAGGCCAAUGCCGUGUGCAAGCUCACCUAUUUACAGAUGCUGGGGUAUGACAUCAGCUGGGCCGCCUUCAAUAUCAUCGAGGUGAUGAGCGCCUCCAAGUUCACAUUCAAGCGCAUCGGUUACCUGGCGGCCUCACAGUGCUUUCACGAGGGCACUGAUGUCAUCAUGCUCACCACCAACCAGAUCCGAAAGGACCUGAGCAGCCCCAGCCAGUAUGACACGGGUGUCGCACUUACCGGCCUGUCCUGUUUUGUCACCCCAGAUCUUGCCAGGGACCUGGCUAACGACAUCAUGACAUUGAUGUCACACACAAAGCCGUACAUCCGGAAGAAGGCUGUGCUCAUCAUGUACAAAGUCUUCCUCAAAUACCCCGAGUCUUUGCGCCCCGCCUUUCCCCGCCUCAAGGAGAAGCUAGAGGACCCGGAUCCUGGUGUCCAGUCAGCCGCCGUCAAUGUCAUCUGCGAGCUGGCCCGGCGCAACCCCAAGAACUACUUGUCCCUCGCCCCCCUUUUCUUCAAGCUCAUGACCUCGUCCACCAACAACUGGGUCCUCAUCAAGAUCAUCAAACUGUUUGGUGCUCUCACCCCCCUGGAGCCCAGGCUGGGGAAGAAGCUGAUCGAGCCGCUCACCAACCUCAUUCACAGCACUUCGGCCAUGUCACUGCUGUAUGAGUGUGUGAACACCGUCAUUGCAGUUCUCAUCUCGCUGUCUUCCGGAAUGCCCAACCACAGUGCCAGCAUCCAGCUCUGUGUCCAGAAGUUGAGGAUUUUGAUCGAGGAUUCAGAUCAGAACUUGAAGUACCUGGGCCUCCUGGCCAUGUCCAAGAUCCUGCGGACACACCCCAAGUCUGUGCAGGCCCACAAGGACUUAGUUCUGCAGUGUCUGGAUGACAAGGAUGAGUCAAUCCGCCUGCGGGCCUUGGAUCUGCUGUAUGGGAUGGUAUCUAAGAAGAACUUGAUGGAGAUAGUGAAGAAGCUUAUGAGUCAUGUGGACAAGGCAGAGGGCACCACGUAUCGGGACGAGCUGCUCACCAAGAUCCUUGACAUCUGCAGCCAGUCCAACUACCAGCAUAUCACCAACUUUGAGUGGUACAUCAGUGUCCUGGUAGAGCUGACUCGACUGGAGGGCACGCGGCACGGCCACCUCAUUGCAGCACAGAUGCUGGACGUGGCCAUCCGUGUGAAGGCCAUCCGUGGCUUUGCCGUGUCGCAGAUGGCCCUGCUGCUGGACAGCGCCCACCUGCUCACCAGCAGCACCCAGCGCAACGGCAUCUGCGAGGUGCUCUAUGCCGCCGCCUGGAUCUGCGGGGAGUUCUCCGAGCACCUGCAGGAGCCCCAGCAGACGCUCGAGGCCAUGCUGCGGCCACGGGUGACGGCACUGCCAGGCCACAUUCAGGCCGUGUAUGUGCAGAACGUGCUGAAGCUGUAUGCGGCGCUCCUGCGGCAGCGCGAGCAGGCGGGCGAAGCGGCAGCAGCACAGGCAGCAUCACAGCUUCUGGCCGAGCGGCUGCCACAGUUCGUGCAAAGUGCAGACCUGGAGGUCCAGGAGCGGGCGUCCUGCGUCCUACAGCUGGUAAAGCACGUCCAGAAGCUGCAGGCCAAGGAUGUGCCAGUGGCCGAGGAGCUAAGUGCCCUCUUUGCAGGCGAACUCAACCCUGUGGCCCCCAAGGCCCAGAAGAAGGUCCCAGUGCCCGAAGGGCUGGAUCUGGAUGCCUGGAUCAACGAGCCGCCAUCAGACAGUGAGUCUGAGGAGGAGCCACCCCGGGCCAUGUUCCAGGACGAGGAGCAGCGCCAGGCCCGUCAGCGGCCACCUGAGGUGGACGAGGAGGAGCUGGCCCGUCGCCGAGAGGCCCGUAAGCAGGAACAGGCCAACAACCCCUUCUACAUCAAGAGCUCCCCGUCACCUCAGAAGCGCUACCAGGACACUCCAGGUGUGGAGCACAUUCCCGUGGUGCGCAUUGACCUCUCGGUGCCGCUCAAGGUCCCAGGCCUGCCCAUGUCAGAGCAGUAUGUGAAACUGGAGGAGGAGCGGCGCCAGCAGCAGCGGCUGGAGAAGGACAAGAGGCGGAGGCGGCGGAAGGAGCGGGCCCCACGAGGCAAGACCAAGGCCCCACGCCACAGCUCUGCACCCACCGAGAGUGAUGAGGACAUCGCCCCAGCCCAGCGGGUGGACAUCGUCACUGAGGAGAUGCCUGAGAAUGCACUACCCAGUGACGAGGAAGACAAGGACCCCAACGACCCCUACAGGGCCCUGGACAUCGACCUGGAUAAGCCCUUAGCUGACAGCGAGAAGCUGCCUGUGCAGAAGCAUCGACACCCUGAGCCCUCUCAGUCACCUGAGAAAGAGGAUACCCCAGUGGUGACCAAGAGCAAGAAGCCCAAGAAGGAGAAGAAGCACAAAGAGAAGGAGAAGAAGGAGAAGAAGAAAAAGAAGAAGGAGAAGAAGGAGGAGGAAGAGGAGAAGGCCGAUGAUCUGGACUUCUGGCUAUCCCCACCGCCUGCUGCUCCGACCCCGGCCCCGGCCCCAGCCCCGGUAUGGUUCCCCCAGGUUGGCUGAGUUGAGUGUAGCACCGUGGCCCCUACCCCAAAGGAAGACCUUGAGGACGCCCAGAAAGAGGAACCAGAGGAGGAGGAGCAGCCAGAUACUGAGAAGAAAUCCAGGCAUAAGAAGAAGCACAAGAAGGAGAAGGAGGAGCGGCCCAAGGACAAGAAGAAAUCCAAGAAGAAAAGGGUGCCAGGCGAGGGGGCACCAGGGCCACUGGAGAACGGGGCACUGGAGGAGGAGGAGGAGGAGCCCCUCCCGCCUAUGUCCAGCUACUCCCUCCUGGCCGAGAACUCAUAUGUGAAGAUGACGUAUGAUGUACAGGCCAGCCUGCAGAGUGACAGUCAGGUGACCGUGUCAGUGGUCCUGGAGAACCAGAGCGACAGCUUCCUCAAGAGCAUGGAGCUCAACGUGUUGGACUCACUCAACGCCAAGCUGGCCCGGCCCGAGGGCUCCUCUGUGCACGAUGGCGUCCCUGUUCCUUUCCAGUUGCCCCCCGGCAUCUCCAAUGAAGCGCAGUUCGUCUUCACUGUCCAGAGCAUUGUCAUGGCACAGAAGCUCAAGGGCACCCUGUCCUUCAUCGCCAAGAAUGACGAGGGCUCCACGCACGAGAAGCUCGACUUCCGGCUGCACUUCAGCUGCUCCUCAUACCUGGUCACCACCCCGUGCUACAGUGACGCCUUUGCCAAGCUCCUGGAGUCUGGGGACCUGAGCGUGGCCUCCAUUAGGGUGGAUGGCAUCAGCAUGUCCUUCCAGACCCUGCUGGCCAAGAUCUGCUUCUACCACCAUUUCUCAGUGGUGGAACGGGUGGAUUCCUGUGCAUCCAUGUACAGCCGCUCUGUCCAGGGCCACCACGUCUGCCUGCUGGUGAAGAAGGACGAGAAGUCUGUGUCAGUGGAUGGGAAGUGCAGUGACCCCACGCUGCUGAACCACGUCCUGGAGGAAGUGCGAGCCACGCUGGCCCCAUGCUGAGCCAGCCACGCCCUAGAUUUCUCUAGAUUCUUCUUCCCAACUUUAUUUCGUCAGCAGCCCUGAGGCCGCAGGACUGCCAGGAACAGUUAGGGGCUCAUGGGGUGGCCCCGGCACGUGGGCUUCUGUGAAGUCGGCCAAGCCCCGCGGGUCCCCCAAGAACCUGCCGGCUCAGGGCCAUGCCUCGGGGCCCCAGUAGGGCUGCCCUAGGGUUCCCGCUGUCCUUGCUGCUUUCCAUGUGUCUCCCAUUCGCAGAAGUGUGUCUGGUUCGGUGUUGUUUGGGGUCCAGAUCUCCCCCUUGUCACUGAACACUCCCUGGGGUGGUCCGUUGUUGGGGGGACGUUGGCCGGCCACCCCUUUCCCUGCCUCAACGCCGCCGUAGCAUGUAGAGUCUCUCUCCAGCCCCCGCGGCGCGGCACCCCAGGAACUGCCCCAUGACAUUCCCAUUCAGGAGCCGCACACACUGUGCGAGUGUCCAGAUGAUCAAUAAACUCCUAAAGCCGCA